Messenger RNA from Parastagonospora nodorum SN15, 3033 nucleotides. RefSeq lists its product as hypothetical. Gene Ontology annotation, biological process: negative regulation of RNA catabolic process; RNA processing; regulatory ncRNA-mediated post-transcriptional gene silencing. Gene Ontology annotation, cellular component: catalytic step 2 spliceosome. The transcript has a single exon. Gene Ontology annotation, molecular function: protein binding. Lineage: Eukaryota; Fungi; Ascomycota; Dothideomycetes; Pleosporales; Phaeosphaeriaceae. Bases 1 to 3033 code for a protein of 1010 amino acids. The record is from RefSeq and is a predicted model, not a curated record.
AUGGCGUCAAAUGUACCCAAGUUUACCAGCUUCCGCCCAAAACCCAAGCCGGCGGUUGAACCGCCUAAAGAAGCCUCGAAAUCAGAGGUAAGAGCAAAAAGCUCGUCGAGACCCAAAAAGCAUGGCGCACAAGUUGAGUCGCGCGUUGCAGACACACCAAAAUCUGAGCAAAUUGAGCCCUCAUCCAAGUUGUAUUUCAGCGACAGGAGAGGUGAUCCAGACAUUCUAAAAUAUGGCGCUCUCAGUCGCUAUGAUAUACCCACAUACCGAAGAGCUGGUUACGGAUACGUCCUGGGCUUGAGCUUGGAUCAGAAAAUCGACCGCGAACGAUCGUCACAUUCCAAAACCUACAUGACAUAUGUCUCAGGUCGCCAGCAAGAGAGACUGAUGACCGCCAAGAAUGUGCCCAAAGAGAGUAGUCGGACGCUGCGCAUCGUGCAGAGCAGCGAAAGUCCAAGUCUUGCCGAAGAGCUAGACUUUAUCGCGCUGUCUAACCACGACAAGAGACGACGCGACGACAGUGACAGCAGAGAAGAUGGGGGACCUCCCGAUCUGGACUAUCGCGGCAUCGAGCGCGACGUCAGCCAACCACUCGACCCGGAUACUCAAUACGACGAUCAUCUUGAAGAUCUGACUGCUAUCUCAGAGCUCACUAAGAAGAACACUGAGCUUGUACGCAAAACUCGUGAGCAUCCAGAGGACAUACAGCCAUGGCUAGACUUCAUCGAGCACCAGGAAGUAAUGAUAGCCCCAGAGCGCUCUCUUGGUGAAGUCGACGAAGCUAGACAACGACAACUUGCUGAUGUGCGCAUACCAAUAUACGAAGAAGCUUUGAAGAAAGUCAAAAAUGCUCAAAAUGACCACAUCCAGCUGUACCGAGGCUUGCUCAAAGAGGCGCAAAAGUCAUGGACUGAGAGCAAGUUGUGGAAUAGAUGGACCGAGGUACUCAAGGUGCAUACUGAGAGCCCAGAGCUGUGGCUGAUGUAUUUGGAUUUCGUACAGUCGCAUCUUGCCCGAUUCAAGUAUGAGGCCUGUCGCAAGACGUUCCUCGAGUGUCUCGAUGCUCUUCAGGGGUCGAAGGAAGUGGCUGUAGAGUCAGUUCUGCACAUCUUCGUUCGUAUGACAAGCAUGAUACAUGGAGCCGGAUAUCAAGAGCUUGCCCUAGCCAUAUGGCAAUCCGUCUUGGAACGGAAUCUCUCACAGCCGCCCAUGACAGCGGCGGAUCUCGGAGACUUUGAGCAAUUCUGGGAGAGCGAAGCCCCGCGGAUUGGUGAGGCUGAAGCCAGUGGGUGGCGGAAGGCUGCAGACGACGACAUACCGUCCAAUACUGAGUCCUUGCUUCCACAAAAUCCAGGAGACUCCAUCUUUGAGGACUUUCGAAAGCGCGAACACGAUUCCAUUGAGAAGCUACGAUAUCCUGGACGUGCUUCAGAUGAAGUGGGCGAAGAUGACGCCUUCCACACGAUCUUCUACGCGGAUAUCGAGCCAUACAUCAAGAGCGUUCCAGCAGAUACUCCGACUGUGCUCCUAUUAGAAGCAUUCCUUUGUUUCUGUGGUCUACCAUCAUUGCCACGUAUAGGAAAUCACCAGCGAUUAUGGUGGGAUGAUCCAUUCAUUGCGCAGCGUGGCGCCGACACACCGUCAUCUCACCAUCUCGAAGGUGCCGAACAAGGCUCUAUCGUCGAUAAGUUUGAACAAUUCUUCGCUUGCGAAAAGACUAGCUUCCAGAUGACAAGCGAACUUCUCUUCCAUGACGACUUCAAUCUCAGUGGAGUCCGAAUCGGCGCGGACUUCAUACAGCGUAUCCUCCAGCUCGCCGCCAUGGAAACGAAAGAUGCGAUUCUCGGAGAAUAUUUGCUUGCCUUUGAGUACCGCCAUUCUCCAACAGAAGUUGUCAAGACGGCAAAACAGCUUCUGAAAGCGCAACCCACGAGCCAGCAUCUUUACCAUGCGUACGGUCUGGUCGAGUCACGUCGCGGGAAACCAGAAAAAGCGAAUCAAGUCUUCAGCAUGGCCUUAUCCAUGCGCACUCUUGGUACCUCCGAAAGCCUACAACUAUUCAACAGCUGGGUGUGGGAAGCACUAUAUGCCAACGACCACCUCGAGGCCCUGUGGCGUCUCUCAUCACCGUCUGGCAAACUUCCCACUAGAUCGGAUCCAACAAAGCCCCCAAACGCAGCCCUCAUCCAGAACGCAUCAACAACUCUAAGCUCAAUCAGCGAACAAUCUCUCCUCACACACGCCUACCCCUCCGCCGUCCUCAGCACAUCCCUCCUCGCGCUCGUCACCUACCUCACCUCCUCCCUUAGCCCCGAAAUCAUCAUAUCCGCACACCACAACCUCCUCUCAUGGUUCACAUCCCACGCCCUGCAUACCUCACCCGCCUCAGAACUCUCCGCCCAAUCUCUCGCCCGCUUCCUCCUGCACCACGCCACCCACGCGCCCAUCCUCAAACCCUCCCUGAUUCGCACCGCUCUGGAGCCCUACAUCGCGCUCUUCCCAAACAACACGAUCCUGCUGUCGCUCUACGCAGCUAACGAGUCGCGCUUCGCCGUCGACGAUCGCGUGCGGGGCAUCAUGGCCGAGCGCGCGCUGCCGACGAGCGUGGCGGGCUGGUGUUUUGCGAUUCGGUUUGAAGAGAAGAGGGCGGAGGUGGCGAGGACGGCGGGCGCGAUUCGCGCGGCGUAUAAGCGCGCUACGCAUGCGGAGGCUUCGGGGGCGCAUUCACUCGCCAUCUGGACGAGUUAUUUGCGGUUCGAGGUCGAGCAGUUGGGGGUCUUGAAAGACAGGGUCGCGGGAGAAAGACCCGGUAAGGAUGGCAGGAAGAGGACGUGGGAGAAGAGGGUGGAUGAGGCGCGGGAGAGGGUUAAAGAGACGUUUUAUGCUGGGUUGAGGAAUCUGCCUUGGUGUAAGGAGUUUAUCAUGUUGGGGUUUGGGGAGAGUGGUAAGGGUGUGUUUGGUGAGGGAGAGCUGUGGAAGAUUUAUCGCGUCUUGCAGGAGAAGGAGUUGAGGGUUUAUGUGGAGCUUGAUUAA